AUGGCUCAUGAGGAAGGCGAUAUCCAUAGUCACAACUCCCACCAAAGUACCAAUAGUACAUCAGCACUCCACAACAAUGAUCAAAGAAAGGACAGCGGUGAUGAUGCUGCAUCAACCAACACUGAGAAAAGCAAAUCCGUAAAGCUGAUGGCCCGUAUCUCGGGUGUACGGGAUUUGUUUGGCGUAGUCUUUUUGCCUAUUCUGAACAUCAUCUUCACAGCCGUUAUGAUGGGACUUUUGAUCUAUGCAUAUUCCACAGCGAAUGGGAAAACCUUGGAUUACACAAUUGGCAGCAUGAGCGUUCCAACAUUUGUAUCCCUGAUCACUACACUUCUCAAAAUGGGUGUCAUGGGUGGUAUUGGAUAUGCUAUCUCCGAGUACAAGUGGGUGCGAUUCCAGAAUGGUGGUCAACUCAGCUUGCUUGAUGUGUAUGAUGCUUGCACACGUGGUGUUGGAGGUGUAAUUCGUGUGCUAUUAUCGAUUCGAAUGGAUACCAUCCUUAUUCCAGCUGUCAUCUUCCAAAUUGGCCUUAUUGCUUUGGGACCAGCAGCACAAGAGAUUCUUGCAAAUUACGAUGAAACAGUUAUAUGCUAUGUCGAGCCGCCUCUUCGAUCAUUCAGGAUCAAGGAUUUCCACCUUUAUCGGUGGUACUCAUUACCAAUACCACGCAGGAUAGCACAGCUGAAGGGGAUCAAGCAGGAUUAUAUCCCACAGAUUGGAUUUGGCGCAGCAUCUAGCAAUACCAGCAGAGGCUUUCUCAGGUAUCGAUAUGGCAUCGGAUCGAUCAAUGUCACAUGGCACGACAUGCCAACAAUGCGCACCGAUAUUGAUUGCGUAACAGAUUCUUAUGCAAAUGCACGCAUUAUCGACGAUCAAACAUUGAAUGUCAGCACGCUGAGAGACUAUUUGGGAGCUGAUCAGCCAAUCGAUGUCCCACGAAUAUUUUAUGCAGAAUCAAUGUACAAUCGCACGCAUUAUGAUCGCCAACGACUUGUCUUUGAUAUUCUCGACACACCAGAUUAUCAUCCUGAGGAUCGUCCUUUAGUGGGUGAGCAAACGGUUGUCAUCGUAACUAAGGGCGGACAAGCAUCAAGUAGCACUUUGGACAAUCCUGAUGAAGAAGCAACGGUUGAACAAUGCACGUUACGAUCCUAUGUCUCCAACAGCACUAUGACCGAGUCUGGCACGUUCACUGCUGAGAUACAGCCCACUUGGGAGAACAAACAACUGAUUGAGAUCAAUUACGAUGAUUUGUUGAAUGCCUCCUUCAUGAGCCUACGCCACAUGGGUGAUGAGCGGCUAUCAGACAACGCAUAUGCUUAUCAACUCAGCCUUAUUGCCACCAUGACCGAUCGCAGCAAUAUAAAGUUUCAUCAAAAGGCAGCCGAUCGAUGGGCUCUUGCUGUACCGGAUAAUGUUGAGAACACGUUCACCAACUACAUCAGAGAUGGAUUUUACAGAAGCGAUUUGCUCAUGACCUUUUAUGCACCUGAGGAGCAACCUCCUUCGAGAGUCAUAUUGGGUGAGGCAUGCUUUGCCAACGAUAUCACAUACGACUUGGAUCAAUCAGCGUAUUUGGGCUUGUCAUUAGCUUCCAUUGUCCCGCUUUCGUGGUGGAUUGUAUUGUGGAUCAUCAGCUUAUACCAAACCAACGGCAUAUCACGUGGCAAUUCACAAAUCGCCUUGAUGGUAACAGGCCUUACACACCGUGUCUCAUAUCGAUUCAAAGGAUUUUCUCAUACGGGUCAAGCUCAACUUUUCAGCCGUGCUUCCAAGGUGAAGGCUUGGUUUGGCGAAAUUAGACGCAGUGAUGGUCGUCGUGGUCACGUUGCUUUUGGUCUCGAGGAUGAAAUUCAACCUUUGCGUGUAAGGAAUCAACACCAUCAUGACGAAGCAGCAGCUUGA
Molecule: messenger RNA, 1905 nt
Organism: Lichtheimia ornata
Lineage: Eukaryota; Fungi; Mucoromycota; Mucoromycetes; Mucorales; Lichtheimiaceae
Exons: 4
Coding region: 1-1905 (634 amino acids)
Source: RefSeq, a predicted model, not a curated record